Aspergillus mulundensis is the source of this 1035-nucleotide messenger RNA. RefSeq names its product slipin family protein. Gene Ontology annotation, cellular component: plasma membrane. The transcript is spliced from 4 exons. Lineage: Eukaryota; Fungi; Ascomycota; Eurotiomycetes; Eurotiales; Aspergillaceae. The record is from RefSeq and is a predicted model, not a curated record. Bases 1 to 1035 code for a protein of 344 amino acids.
AUGUCCGCUGAACAAAGCACCCUUACCAACACCGCUAUCAACUCCGGCAUCAAUGGCAAGGCCCCUCAGCAGCCCCAUGCCUUAGUCGACGUCCAGCCUCCCAGACUGUCUGAUCUGCAGCCGCGGUACGCAUCGACAAUCCAGCACGAUGACAGCAGCCCAGAAGCGCACGGGUGGUAUGCGUCGUUUAAGCACACAAUUGGAGAAUGUAUUGGAGGCCUGGGAGUUAUCCCCUGUUGUCCUUGCCCGAACCCCUUCAGGCCCGUUCAGCAAGGCGAAGUCGGUUUGGUGACGCGAUUCGGCCGUUUCGAGCGCGCAGUAGACCCCGGACUCGUCAAGGUCAACCCGUUGAGUGAGCGCCUCAUCACAAUCGACGUGAAGAUCCAGAUCGUCGAAGUGCCUCGCCAGAUUUGCAUGACCAAGGACAACGUGACCCUGAACCUGACCUCCGUUAUCUACUACCAAGUCGUCUCGCCCCACAAGUCUGCAUUCGGUAUUUCCAACAUCAAGCAAGCACUCGUCGAGCGUACCCAGACCACACUGCGACAUGUCAUCGGUGCACGCGUUCUCCAGGAUGUGAUCGAACGCCGCGAGGAGAUCGCCCAGUCAACAUCCGAAAUCAUCGAGGAGGUGGCCGCUGGCUGGGGUGUCAAUGUCGAGUCCAUGCUUAUCAAGGACAUCAUCUUCAGCGAUGACCUUCAGGACUCGCUGUCAAUGGCCGCUCAGUCCAAGCGUAUUGGUGAGAGCAAGGUCAUUGCCGCUCGUGCUGAAGUCGAGUCUGCCAAGCUCAUGCGCCAGGCUGCCGAUAUCCUAUCCUCCGCCCCUGCUAUGCAGAUCCGAUACCUCGAGGCGAUGCAAGCCAUGGCCAAGACAGCCAACAGCAAGGUCAUCUUCCUUCCGGCGCCGAACCAAAGCAUGCAGCAGCAGCUGGCAACUGCGGAGAAUGCCGGCGAAGGACCCAGCCGCUACGCAGCCCCGCAGAAUGACGAUGGAUUCCAGCAUGCGAUCAACGCCCGCGUGGUGGAGGACAUUUGA